GGGAAUGUAUGGAUAACGGAACAUGGGCGCUGAAGAGUAAUUACUCCAACUGUGAACCCAUUUUGGAGGAGAAGCUGUAACAAUAAAGAAGUAAUUCAUGGGCUGUCUUUUCAGAGAAAAUAUCCGAUGCAUUAUAAAAUAGCGCUGAUCAUCAACUACUUAGGCCAUUGCAUCUCUGUGGGAGCUCUUGUCGUGGCCUUCAUUCUCUUCUUGUGCUUAAGGAGCAUACGAUGUCUUCGAAACAUCAUCCACUGGAACUUAAUCACCACCUUUAUACUGAGGAAUGUUAUGUGGUUUUUGCUUCAGCUGAUUGACCACAAUAUCCAUGAGAGCAAUGAGCCUUGGUGUCGCUUAAUAACGACAAUAUACAACUACUUUGUGGUGACAAACUUUUUCUGGAUGUUUGUUGAAGGAUGCUACCUUCACACAGCCAUUGUAAUGACAUAUUCAACUGAUAAGCUGAGAAAGUGGGUCUUCCUGUUUAUCGGCUGGUGUAUUCCGUGUCCUAUAAUUGUGGCUUGGGCCAUAGGAAAGCUGUAUUAUGAAAAUGAACAAUGCUGGUUUGGUAAAGAACCUGGAAAAUACAUGGACUACAUUUACCAGGGACCUGUUAUUCUUGUGCUUUUGAUAAACUUUGUUUUCCUCUUCAAUAUAGUUCGAAUUCUUAUGACCAAACUAAGAGCUUCAACCACAUCAGAAACAAUACAGUACAGAAAAGCCGUGAAAGCAACACUAGUCUUGCUACCUCUGCUCGGCAUCACCUACAUGCUCUUCUUUGUGAAUCCGGGGGAGGAUGACAUCUCGCAAAUUGUGUUCAUCUAUUUCAACUCCUUUCUACAGUCUUUUCAGGGGUUCUUUGUGUCAGUGUUUUACUGCUUUCUAAACGGAGAGGUUCGCUCAGCAGUAAGAAAACGGUGGCACCGCUGGCAGGACAACCACGCUCUUCGAGUUCGAGUGGCACGAGCCAUGUCUAUCCCGACCUCUCCGACCAGGAUCAGCUUCCACAGCAUCAAACAGACCACAGCCGUGUGACCACAGAAACACGCAAUCUCCAUACUGAUUCCUCCAGCAAGGUCGCUGUUUGUCCGGUAUGACUAAGGAGUCAUGCGAUUUAUUUUGCCUGGUGACAAAAGUUCAUUUUAACUGCACAAAAAUGACAUGAAGUUCUCGUUAUAAGGUACCGUUCGGGACGUAGACGGGCUGGGUUUUUCGAACCAACGAAAUGGUUCAAUGGUCACAUUACAGCAGGUUUGACUCUAUAAUUUUAGUGUUGUUACUGGUUAUGAGUACUUGAAAUUUGACUGACCAUGACGCAUUCAUAUGUUGCCAAAACUGCCAUUUGUAUCUAUUAUGAUAAAAAUGCUAAACUGCUCUUUGAAUGACCUGCUCUUUAUCAGCAGCUUAAUUUGACAGAAAGAAGCUUUUUGGUAAGGAAGAAAACAGAAAACAGCACAGAGUAAAAACAAAAUAAUAAAAAAUGAGUCAUAACACUCUGAAGUGAAAACAAUUUAACGUACAGUCAUCAACUGCUUUUUUUUUUUUUAACUAAAACACAAUCUCAACACAUGAUGUUUUGGUUAAUGUGAGAUGUGGCUAUUUUAUACAAACAAGCCAUUGUUAAGAAGCUUUUAUAAUGUGUCUUUUUUUAAAAUCAUUUUUCUUCUUUCUUUUUUACAUCUUUCUUACUGUUGUAAACAUUGGUAAAUACUUUUCCCCCCCUCUUUGUUCUGAGGAUUUGAUUUUACAACUAUUUUUAUUUCCUUUUGUUAGACUUGGUCUUAUUUUUUUGUUGCUUUUUUUUUUACUGUGCAAGGAAGGUGUUGACAUAAAGAGCAAUUUAACGUGUUAUGUGUUUGAACUCCCCGAGAGCGAUAAAUGAGCGUCCCCAACUUAGAGUUCUCUUGCAGACGAGGAAAGGUAUGAUUAUAUAUACAUUAUUUUAUGGAGCCAAGUGAUUCUCAUUUAUGUAAUCUGUUAAGUGCUGUGCAUGGAUUUAUCAUGCAGGCACAGUGGAAGCAGAUUAAAUUCUUUUGGCUUUACGAAAUCCUUGUGGCUUCCUUAUAAUCAGUGUCACAUAAGAAGCUUCUGGGUCAAAGGAAGAGGAGCUUGACAAUAUGAGGACCGAUCCUUUUCCUAAACCCUUGCUCUGGUGAGAUCAAACUUCUGCUUGCCUGUAACCCCGGCUCUUACACCUCCUAAGGCUGCUCACCCAAUAGUAAUUUAAACAGCCAUGUAUGGACAGAUAAUAAUAAGGGAGGAAAUGUUUGUUAUGAAAAGGUUUAUCGAUCAAUUACAGCAAGCUUACAUUUUGAUGCACAUAUUCCCUUCUGUGUUGAUAGAUUAGCUACACAUCUGUUAAAUAAAAACUGUCUGACAUUUGAUGGGUGGCAAAAUCAGCACCCCUCAUUUCUGUUUGAUGUGUGUUUUGUGUGGAUUUAACAAUAACGCUUAAUACUGUGAUUGAGCUCUAGAGGGGUCAUUAAGAAGAUUUUGCAAGCUUCGGACAGAAAGUGGAUGACCUUCCAAUGUUUUAUUUAUUUAUUACUUUUAUGUAUUUAUUUCAGAUGAUAUUUGCAUUGAUAUCGGGGUUUGUAUUUAAAAGUGUCACAUAAAACAUCCAGAAUUUAUUUCAAAAACUGAACCCAUGUGAAGAUGGUGUACAUAACACAAAAUAUUUAAUCACAUCUUGAUGUAAAAAAAAAAGUAUUUUGUAAACUUUUGCUACAUUACAACAUCUGUUUCUGUUGAUCUUAGUUCAUUUUUGCUGUUGCUGCUUGAUGACGCUUGAUGUUAGCUGGUAAAUACUGAUCACCUCUCAUUAUUUACCCAUUAAUAUAUAACUCUGAUCAAGGGCGUCAUAAGUUAGCCAUGACAUUGCGCACCCUCCCAAGACUUCAAUAUGUUACAUACAUACAAAGUGUACCACAUUACAUUACAACUGUGACGUAUUUUCAUAAAGAAACUUUUUUUAAACAAAUGUGAAUAAAAUACAAAUAAAACUAUAUUUUAUUUGAACUCACCAAAGAGAGAAACCAUGUUUACUGACAUACUGACUUUUUAACUGCCUAUGUAUUUCUAUUAUUUCCACUGGACUUUGUCGACCAAAUCUUGUUUAUUUUGUACAUCGUUUGUUGUACAUGAUGUGUAUUCAGUGCUGUUUGAUGUCAGACAUAAUUUUAUAAAAACUCUUUGUUGAACAACCCAGGUUGCCUUAUAAACAAAAGAAAAAAAAGUUUUGUGAAAAUGAAGCCGUUGUCUCUGUAAAUCAUGUAUCUUUGUGUUACUUGUAUAGACUUGGACUGUAUGUGUGAAAAAAUGAUUUUGAUUAAAAUUGUACUUUAAAUUAUAUAACACACUAUAUAUUUUGGAGGGGGGCAUUUCAGUGCAUUGGGUCCAUACAGUUUGAAAAUCUUACAAAAGUCACAGAUUGCACUAAUAGAAUCUGUUCAGCUGAUUCAUUUGCUGUGUAUCUCCCUCACCUCCAGGCACUUUAUAAAAUAAAUACAGCAGUUUUAUAAUGAUCCAAUCUCAUACUUAUUCUUCUGAUAGACUGAACGACUGCUGCUUCACUGGCAUUUCCUGAUCUGAAAUUGUAGUUUUUACUCACAGAAUGGAAGACACACUCAGAGAGCACUUGCUAGACACUGUUUCAUACACUUCAGGCUUGACUGGAGUGAAAUGGAGCAGAAACUACAGCCUAUCCCCAGAACCCUCAGGAUUUGAGUUAUACAUCCCCAAACAAUCGGCCGGGACUCUGAUGUAGCCCAAUCAAGCCUUAUUGUGACAAUUAACGUUUCUAAUGGUUUCCAGCAUUGCAAAAGAUAGACAAUGCUAUCAGAUUCUUCAGUAUCAUGCCAGACGUGUGCAGCACAUCUGCACAGCAUCAUGGAUUAUUUGCCCUGAACUCCCAUGUGUCUGCAUUAAACUGCAUUCCACAUUGCAUCAACCAAAAAUAAAUAACCAGCAUGACAACAAAAGGCUGCCACUAAGCCUCGAAUUUCAAAAUAAACCCAUCUGUAAUGUAAUAUUUAUAUCUUAAGCUCAGAUAAACUAAUAAAU
This is a messenger RNA of Haplochromis burtoni (Burton's mouthbrooder), 4059 nucleotides long. RefSeq names its product corticotropin releasing hormone receptor 2 (gene crhr2). Gene Ontology annotation, biological process: adenylate cyclase-modulating G protein-coupled receptor signaling pathway; cell surface receptor signaling pathway; long-term synaptic potentiation. Gene Ontology annotation, molecular function: G protein-coupled peptide receptor activity; corticotropin-releasing hormone receptor activity; peptide hormone binding. Lineage: Eukaryota; Metazoa; Chordata; Actinopteri; Cichliformes; Cichlidae. Gene Ontology annotation, cellular component: dendrite; axon terminus; plasma membrane. The record is from RefSeq and is a predicted model, not a curated record. The transcript has 10 exons. The coding region runs from base 127 to 1032 and encodes 301 amino acids.